Molecule: messenger RNA, 2436 nt
Organism: Sphenostylis stenocarpa
Lineage: Eukaryota; Viridiplantae; Streptophyta; Magnoliopsida; Fabales; Fabaceae
Source: the annotation of a GenBank genome assembly
AUGAGUGUUAAUACUGUUCUUAUUUGUCUUACCUCUGUUAUCCUUCUCCCCUUGUUGCAACUCCCAUACGUCUCUGCCUCUGCUACGCCGCACAAUAAUGUUAGCAUUGGUGAGACCCUUAUUGCAGGUAAUGAGGGUGCGCAAUGGCUUUCUCCAUCAGGAGAGUUUGCAUUUGGUUUUCAUCUGCCUGAGAAUAAUACCCUUUUCUUGCUUGCCAUAAGGUACCAAAAUAUACCUCAUGCCUCUUUCAUUUGGUAUGCAAAUGGAGACAACCUUGCUCCUAAAGGCUCAAAACUUGAGCUUAGUGAAGACAGUGGGCUGGUGCUGAAAUCCCCUCAGGGUGUUCAGCUAUGGACAUCACAGCCCAUAUCAGGUACAAUUUCCUAUGGACUACUGAAUGACACAGGCAACUUCCAGCUUCUAGAUGAGAAUUCACAGAUGUUGUGGGACAGUUUCAGCAAUCCAACUGAUACCUUGGUGCCAUCUCAAAUCAUGGAGAUUGGAGGCACGCUUUCAUCGCGCCACAAAGAGACCAACUUCUCACGGGGAAGGUUCCAGUUUCGCUUGAUUACGGAGGGUACGGCUAAGCUUAAUCCUAUAAAUUUACCUACCAACCAUAUUUAUGAUUCUUACUACAUCAGUAGAACUGAUGACUCGACCAAUACAACAAACUCUGGUUUCCGAGUGAUGUUUGAUAAUUCAGGAUUUUAUGUAUUGAAGAGGAGCUAUGAGAGGUUUUAUAUUACCAAUCCAAAUGAUAUGCUCUCAACCGAUUCCUAUUACUAUAAAGCAACCAUAAAUUUUGAUGGAACUUUCACCAUAUCACGUUACCCGAAAAAUCCAGAUUCAAAUCCAAGCUGGACGGUUAUAAAGACAUUGCCAGACAACAUUUGCAUGGAUUUGCGAGAAAGUAGGGGUGGUAGUGGGGUCUGUGGAUUCAAUAGUAUCUGCACUCUCGAACCUGAUCAAAGACCGAAGUGCACUUGUCCAGAAGGCUAUUCUCUUCUUGAUUCAACGGAUGAGUAUGGAAGCUGCAGACCAAAUUUGGAACUCGGUUGCGGAGAAAGUGGACAAAACUUGCAAGAACAUAUGUACUUCAUGAAGGAAAUGGCGAGUACUGAUUGGCCGGAAUCAGAUUAUGAAGUGUAUGAACCUUACAAUUCAGAAGACUGCAAGACUUCUUGCUUGCAAGAUUGCUUAUGUGCUGUUUCUAUUUUUAGAAGUGAUAGCUGUUGGAAGAAGAAGCUGCCUCUAUCCAAUGGAAGACGGGAUGGAGAAGUUGGGGGAUCUGCUUUCAUUAAGUUGAGGAAAAAUGAUGCUUCGCUAGCUAGUCCUUCAAAUCCGUUCAUAGAAGAGAAGGAAAUUGGAAAGGAUCAAGAAACAUUGAUAACUGUGAUAUCAGUCCUUCUAGGAAGUUCUGUCUUUGUGAAUCUCAUGGUGGUCAGUGCUGUAUGUAUUGGUUUCCACUUCUGUUACAACAAGAGAAGUUCUACCAAUGAUACUGUUGCGGGGAGCAAUUUGCGCCGUUUCACCUUUAGAGAGAUUGUGCAAGCAACAGAUAACUUCAAAGAAGAAUUGGGAAGGGGGUCUUGUGCCAUUGUCUUUAAAGGAACAACAGAUUUAUCUACUAUUGCGGUCAAGAAACUACACAAGGUGCUCAAAGAAAGCGAUAAGGAAUUCAAAACAGAAGUGAAUGUGAUAGGUCAAACUCAUCACAAAAACUUGGUUCGCCUGAUUGGAUACUGUGAUGAGGUAGAAAACCGGAUUCUGGUGUAUGAAUUUUUGAGCAAUGGCACCUUAGCAAAUUUUCUUUUCGGGGAUUUCAAACCAAAUUGGAACCAAAGAGUCCAGAUUGCUUUUGGGAUAUCAAGAGGGCUGGUUUACUUGCACGAGGAAUGCUGCACCCAGAUCAUCCAUUGUGACAUAAAGCCUCAAAAUAUACUUCUAGAUGAGUAUUACAAUGCAAGAAUAUCAGAUUUUGGGUUGUCAAAGCUGCUAAUGAUUAAUCAAAGCCGCACAGAAACUGACAUUCGAGGAACAAAAGGGUAUGUUGCACCAGACUGGUUCAGGAGUGCACCAAUCACAGCCAAGGUUGAUGUCUACAGUUUUGGUGUGCUGCUUCUGGAGAUAAUUUGUUGCAGGAAAAAUGUAGAUGGUGAAUUGGAGAAUGAAGAGAAGGCCAUUUUAACUGACUGGGCCUGCGACUGCUAUACGGCUGGAAGAAUUGACAUUCUGGUUGAAAAUGAUGAGGAGGCUAUCAAUGACAUCAAUAGGUUGGAAAGGUUUGUGAUGAUAGCUAUUUGGUGCCUUCAAGAGGAUCCCUCUCUCAGGCCAAGUAUGAAGAAGGUGAUGCUGAUGCUGGAAGGAAUAGCUCCAGUCACAAUUCCACCUAGUCCCUGCCCAUAUGAUACCUCUGUGGCUGUUAGUUGCGGUUGA